Punctularia strigosozonata HHB-11173 SS5 is the source of this 1401-nucleotide messenger RNA. RefSeq lists its product as uncharacterized. NCBI's taxonomy places the organism in Eukaryota, Fungi, Basidiomycota, Agaricomycetes, Corticiales, Punctulariaceae. Bases 1 to 1401 code for a protein of 466 amino acids. The transcript is spliced from 3 exons. The record is from RefSeq and is a predicted model, not a curated record.
AUGUUUUUCAUCCGUCACGUCAAUACCUGGGACACUGACUCGUUCAAAUAUGAUGGAUGGACGCAUCGGGAUUUGGCCCUGCGGUACUUCGGUCACGACUACCUGGAGAGCGUCGCAUCUCAAUGUUACUCUCUACUGUGGCUUGCCGCGCACGAGGAUCCUGGAGACCCUAUAUUGGCUCAAUGCAUCUCCGAUACACCAGGUCCUGCCGCGAAGCGCCUGUGCGGCUCUUGGGUGGCUAUAUCCGAGAUGCUCGGAUUUCAUAGCGCCGAACGUGUACAUGUGCUGGAGUAUAUCGAAGCUGUUGGCACGUACGACGUCACCCAGGGGAAUUUUCAUUUUCCUCCGGGACACGAUCUAGUGGUCCGCAUCUCUGAUGCCCUGUGCACGCUUAAUGGCACCCAAAUACGCAUAGUGUUUGAACUACUUCUGUCUGGCCUUGGAGUAUACGCAGGGACACCCCUUGUAGGCUUCCUUGGGGUUUUUGUUUCUGGAUUUACGCAUAGCAAUAUGGUCAACCUCCAGCACAGCACAUUACUCAUGAUGUCACUUCUCGCUAAACAACAUGUCGAGGUUCGUGCCUCGUACCGCAAGUUCCUCCUCCAAACUCUUGCGGACAUGGAACGUGUCCAACUAGUGCAAUGGACGGGUUAUAUGAAGACAUGCGCUGUGAUCAUUGCAUGUAAUCGGGAGGUGCACGGUUUAUGCGGCGUGACAAUCAAUGAAAUGAGUGACUGCCUCGAUUUUGCAUGCGCCUACUACAGGGGCGACGGAUUUCGGUCGGAUGAGCGGCGACGAUGCAUCUUCUGGACGGUGGUGGAGGUCGUCAUCUUUGUCCGUAUCGAAGACGAGGAGGGCCAAUAUGAGGAAGAUAUCAUGCAACGCUGGUCCUUAGCCUUGGACAGGUUCGCGGAUGUGUUGAUCAACGUACUCUCGAUCUUGAGCGGAGAGAAUAGCGAACAACGCGUUGCUGGAAGUGACAUUGGGAUCAACUGGGAUUUAUUCCUGUGGGGCGUUGCGGUACAUCGCUGGGGAAAUCCUAAACGAUCCGACGAUAUCUCAAAAUGCGUUCUGAACGCUCGUCGCCGAGGCUUCUUCUCAGAGGCCACGGAUCUUGCAUUCAUCAACCUUGGAAUCGAAUGGGGUGCACGAUGGGAUGACGUCUACGAGCACUUCGGAUUCCCGCCUAUACCUCGAAGCGGAGAAGGUGCCAGUCCUCCAUCGAACCCGCGUCCCUCUUCAAUGAACGUCCAGCCAACCACGAACCUGGUUGCAUCAGCAUCGGAGCUUGACACGGCGCCCACCGCCACAAAGGGCUUGGGCUCUAUACACAUUCAUGUAAUUAUGCACACUGUGGUCGAAGCGGUGUGUUGGCUCAUAGAGCGGACGGGAACCGUGUAG